Molecule: messenger RNA, 816 nt
Organism: Eremothecium cymbalariae DBVPG#7215
Lineage: Eukaryota; Fungi; Ascomycota; Saccharomycetes; Saccharomycetales; Saccharomycetaceae
Gene: PNO1
Product: Pno1p
Exons: 1
Coding region: 1-816 (271 amino acids)
Cellular component (GO): nucleolus
Molecular function (GO): RNA binding
Source: RefSeq, a predicted model, not a curated record
AUGGUGGCCCCUACAGCUAUUAAGAACACUGGACAGAGUGCUGUGCAUGCGAAAGGUAUAAGUUCAUCCAGAAUUAUUGGUGGCCAUACGCAGCACAUGGAAAAUGACAAUGAUGAUGACGACAUUUUAAUAGAUCAGGAUAUAGCGGAGCAAGAGGAGGUAGUAGAUAGUCCAGCCAAUGAAUAUGAUGAGACAAAGGGUGUAAUUUUAGAUACCGAAGGAAAACCCCGGUUUACUGCCGCUGCAAAGUCUUCUGAGUCUAAAGUGAAGCUGGAGAGUAGAAAAAUAUCGGUUCCUCCACAUAGAAUGACGCCGUUGAGGAACAAUUGGACCAAGAUCUAUCCUCCUCUAGUUGACCACUUAAAGUUACAAGUUAGAAUGAAUCUGAAGACUAAGUCAGUCGAGCUGAGAACGCAUCCGAAGCACACGGUGGACCCAGGUGCUUUGCAGAAGGGUGCUGAUUUUAUCAAGACGUUCACAUUAGGGUUUGAUUUAGAUGAUUCAAUUGCCCUGCUGAGAUUGGACGACUUAUAUAUCGAGACUUUUGAAAUUAAAGAUGUAAAAACGUUGAAUGGCGACCAUUUAUCGCGUGCCAUUGGUCGUAUUGCUGGUAAAGACGGUAAAACAAAGUUUGCUAUAGAAAAUGCCACCAGAACGAGAAUAGUGUUAGCAGACUCCAAGAUUCAUAUAUUAGGUGGGUUUACUCACAUUAGAAUGGCUAGAGAAACCAUAGUUUCGUUGAUUCUUGGUUCACCUCCUGGGAAAGUUUACGGUAACCUACGUACUAUUGCUUCAAGACUGAAGGAACGGUACUAA